AUGGUUGAAAUUGCAUGGAAUCGAAAUCCUACCCCGGAUGCUCGAGCUCCCAAAGUGCAAGCCAUUGCACCUCCCAUCACUCCCCAAUCACAGACUUCAUAUUCAACCUUCGAACCCUGCGCCUCGACAGCGUCCCUGUUUCUCUAUGCGCAAGGGUCCACCAUUCUCUGUCUCCAUCAUGACACGUUAGCCCUCGAACGACGCUUUGAGAAACAUAAGGAGGCCAUCGUCUUUAUUUCAGUUGAUAAUGUUAGUGAACGGGGUGCUGGCAGAUUGGUCGUGAGCUAUGAUGCCGGCCAGACGACCAUCGUCUGGGAUUUGUUUACCGGCAAUAUCAUUGCCCGCUUUGCGUCCUAUGAGCAGCUAAAAGCAGCUUCUUGGAUGCGAAAUGGCAACGUCGCAUUUGGAAAUGAAAAGGGUGAUGUGAUCCUAUUUGAACCGUCCACUUCGGAACAUGUCUCCUGUCGUACCAUCUUUGAUCCUAUCACGGUCUUGGCACCCGCUACCGAUUGCCGCACAUAUGCUAUUGGGUAUCAGAAUGGAUCCAUUCUGAUAGCAACGCUUCUUCCGACGUUCACGAUCCUCCAUACUAUGACCACCUCCCGAGGGCCGUCACCGAUUAUCUCAUUGGCAUGGCAUGCAUCCUCAUCCAAGCAAAAAUCCGAUAUGCUGGCCACCAUGUCCGCAAAUGGAGAUUUGAGAGUCUGGAGCGUAGCCAAGCCGCCGGGCAAGGAGGCUCCUCGGGUAAUUCGCGUCUUGAAAAGAUCCGACGCCUCCUCUUCGCCCGAGCCGAAGUGGAUGGCUUGGUCCAAGAAUGGAAAGAUCAUUCAGUAUCUAGAUGGUGAAACAUGGGCCUGGGAUGUCAAGACGAAGCAUAUCACAUACGAACCCAUUCCAACCAUCGACAAUCCGCAGGCCAUCGCCAACUAUGGUCCCACUGCCACUCUCUUUACCCUCGGGCCGCAUUACACCGUUCAACAAUAUGACCUUGAGAAUCCAGCCAUGGUUGCGAAUGUGCAACAUCCUCCACUAAGCUCCAUGACGGGAGCGUUGGAUCAGGUCAGAGCGAGGACUAGAUCCCCGCGUACCCUACAAGAUCCCCCGGAGAUGCGUGAGCCAGCCUCGAUGUUUGGGACAAGGCGUGCGCCUUGCGAUUCGGCUGGCAUUGAGGCAGUCAAGCAGCAGCGUGUUGAGCUGAGCAGCCCCGGCUCAUCUCGCGGCCGCGCGGCGUCCGUGAGCUCCAAGGCCUCUUCCGAUCAGUAUAGACCCGUGGCAUUCUCCCCUCCCGGCCGGUCAGCACAUACGGCCACAUCUUUCUCAGUUACCUCCGGUGGUGGACGGGAGACCCCUCAACCGUCGUUUGCAUACGCUUCCUCGGUCUCAAUGUCGUCCAUCAAAAGCUCUCGGCCCGGGUCCCGCCUACGAAACGAAGUUCAGUUUAGCCCUGCGGACAAGCCCAUCGAUUUGUUUCCUUUCACCAGGGCACGCCUGAACGAUGUGCCCUAUAGGCACCAGCGACCCCUUGACGAAGCGCGCUUGACGCCGGACGGUUUAAGGCGGCAAAUGUUGAGCAUGGUGUUUGGCUGGGACGGGGACAUUGAAGCCCUGGUCAAGGACGAGCUCUACCGCCAUCCCCCAGGUAGCCAAGGGGCCAUUCUCCUGGCCCAGUGGAUCAGUGAGUCAGACACUGAUCACAUGGUGUCCAUGAUAAACCCUGGGGCGACUUCCAUCACGGACUGGAUGCUGUUAGCAUUAAGUCAAAUGACUGGACAAUCUCCAGCAAAUAAGGUCGGGCAAGCAUUCGUCCAGAAAUUGCUCGAGAUUGGCGACAUCCACACGGCGGCCACAGUCUUGAUCGGGCUGGGGGACAAAGACGAGGCAAUAGAGGUUUACGUCUCGCAAAAUCAUUACAUGGAGGCGAUUCUAAUGACCUGUCUCGUCCUGCCCACUGACUGGCAACGCCAGUCCUAUCUUGUUCGCCGUUGGGGAGAACAUGUAGUCGCGCACUCUCAGCAACAGCUCGCCAUCCGUUGCUUCAUGUGUACCGGCGUUGAACCUUCAGAUCCAUGGGCCUCCCCCGCUGUCCAUCAAGCGAGCCUUGCGGAGAUUGUCGGUCGACGAUCGCCGAUCGCGUCGCCGGAGCCUCCUGUUGUCAAUCCUGCAAGCAUUUUGCGUCCAAACUCGCAACCAACCGCCCCGCCCACGCGGCCAUCUCUCAAAGCCCCCGCUCUCAAAUUAAUCACCUCAUUUGAUUCCCAACCCAACCAGCGAUUCCGGUACCCUGGUCUCAAAUCCGAUGACAGGACGCCCACUAACGCCCCCGGGGUCACGCCAAUUGCCGAGUCUGCUGUUGCCGGAUCUGCCGUGUCUCCGGGCGGGCUGGGCUCCUACAAGCUGAAUAACAUCCAAAGCCUGAAUAACGCGAUAAGCUCCCGAAAUGGGACCCCAGGCUUUGGCAAACACCGUCUACCGUCAAUCGGAGAAACGCCAGUGGACGUGCAUCCUCCAACAUUCGCAUUCAAGGAACCCAAGAAGUCGGUGGACUACGGCUGCUCGACAUCCGAAAACGACGACGCUAGUCAAAGCCAGAGUGCCAGUCAAGAUGAAGACCUUGGCUUGCUGCCCUCUGCAAAGUAUGACCCCGGCGAUGCGUUCAAACCUAGUCCACAAACCGCUGUAGCGGCAACCGCAGAGAAAUUCGCGAGCAUCAAGGGUCUCCCUUCACCAACGCCAGGUGUCUUUGAGGCCCUGAGAGAGCGUUCCGACAGUCGUCUCAGUACGAGAGAUCGCAAGCCUGACGGAUUGCAAAUUCAUUUGCUCUCAGGAGAGUCUUCUCAGGACGACUCCCAGGACCAGCCUGAUUCGAUGAUGGCCAACUUCAGAAGCCCUCCCUCGACCGCAAACAGCUUCAGCACGACGAAGAGCCCCAGUAUCAGUGGAAGAAGUAUUGACCAGUAUAUCAAUAGUCUUGACGAAGCAAAUUACCAUGCACGAAAAUAUCCUCGGCGUGGCAGACGAAACACGGAUGACUCGGUGAGCCUGGCUUCGACGCGCAACCAGAAAAGCAGAAACCCAUCCACGGAGACUCGGGGACGAAAUGACAAACGAUACAUCCCGCCGGCGAAACGAUCGCCCUCAUCUCCAGUCCCCAUGUCUCCCGAAGAACUCGCUCAAUACAGUUCCAAAAACGCGUCCAAAGCCCGAAGCACCAGUCGGGUCCGAAAGCCACGUUCGCGAAAUUCAUCGGAGCGCCGCAAAAACCGCUCCUCUAGCCGGCACGCGGCGGUAGCGGCAGCACCGAUAGCGGAUGCGAAUGACAACCGUGGUCGAAGUGCAGACAGACAGGGACUCAGGAACCGAUCCCCCCCAUCCCCUGUCCCCAUGUCUAACAAUGAAGAUGCUCUGAGAUUAGUUGCGAGUGAUCGAGAAAGGAGAAGUCAUGCGAGGAGUAGCAGCCGCCGUCCAUCAGGUGCGAAACGAGAGCCGUCCGCCGAGGGGCGACGAACUCGUCCUGGAUCUCGAACCCGCCAGGAGUCAGAUUCAUUUGCGGGCCCGGAACAGGAUGUAAAGGACCACCCCACUCUGGACGAACCGGCACAGAUCGAGCCUGUUGCGUUUGACAUCCCUCAAGAGAUGCAAACAAAGCCGAAUGGGGAACUGAAGGGGCUCCCUCCAGCCACGUUUUCACCCUUAGGGCUCAUAGACCAGAGAAGAAAAGAGCUCGCUGCCGCUGAGCUCGAAGCCCGAAGACUCUCGCUCGCUCGCAAUCCAUCCGCCCCCAAUAUUCCCUUCCCGGGAGAGAUCCAAUACACUCGAGGUAUCUUGGAAAGUCCACCGUUUUCUGUACAUUCAUUUACCCCACGGACUCCGGGGCGCAACAUAAUUCCCCCAAGCAAAACAUCGCCAGAGUAUCCAAGUAGCUCCGACUCCAACUCCUCACGAUCUGGCGUACCCCUAGGACUGCCGUCAACCCCUAGAGCUAUGCGUCAUCCAAAGUACAGUGGGAGUCCAGAAGCUGACCCAGUGCCGCCCCCGCCACCACCACCACCACCUCCUCCUCCAGCUCCAGCUCCAGCUUCACCUCAGCCCGAUGAUACACCCCUUCUACUUAGCGAUGCAAGGUAUCAAGUGGAUGUUGAGCGUAUCCCGCGGUCGAUGUCUGUCCCUAUGCCUGAAAUCCAACCUCCUAGUCGACCCAGCGAUCUGCCAAUGCACCCCAGAUUCAACCCAAAUCUCCCUCGGAGCCGUUCGUCAGAUAGAAGCCGCAACAUGAACCACUGUCACGAAAGCUCUCAAGAAGUAUCCGCACCAAAUGUAUAUACAUUUGGAUCGUCUCCACCUGCCGCAGUGAACAUUGAGGAGACCAUGGGGAAAGUAAUGCCACCUAUCCUUCCCGAGCUACAGCACCUUCACGCUCCUCCGCCACCACCACCUCCUGUUCCCCUAUCAACCACUUCACGAGAGUCUUCUGGCACGAUAGAUAUUGCAAUUGAUAACGAGAAUAUGGGUCGGCUGCUUCCACGUGCCAUGACAGCCGGACCGACCCUCAAUACUGAGGCACGGCCUAUGAUGAGUCGCCGCAUGUCUCUAGAGCAUCGACGUAAUCGGAGCGUCAACGAAAGCUUUACUGCUAAGAUUCGCAAUCUGACCCGCAGGAGCAGCCGGGGAGCUGAUGCCUGGGGUUCUCCAACCGACAGCCGCGUUACUUAUGAAAGCGUACCCGCGACUGACGGCCGUAUAUGA
Messenger RNA from Aspergillus ochraceoroseus IBT 24754, 4743 nucleotides. RefSeq names its product WD40 repeat domain-containing protein. The transcript is spliced from 5 exons. Bases 1 to 4743 code for a protein of 1580 amino acids. Lineage: Eukaryota; Fungi; Ascomycota; Eurotiomycetes; Eurotiales; Aspergillaceae. The record is from RefSeq and is a predicted model, not a curated record. Gene Ontology annotation, cellular component: nucleus. Gene Ontology annotation, biological process: positive regulation of transcription by RNA polymerase II. Gene Ontology annotation, molecular function: transcription factor binding.